Messenger RNA from Phragmites australis (common reed), 974 nucleotides. RefSeq names its product transcription repressor MYB6-like. The transcript has a single exon. The record is from RefSeq and is a predicted model, not a curated record. Bases 139 to 915 code for a protein of 258 amino acids. NCBI's taxonomy places the organism in Eukaryota, Viridiplantae, Streptophyta, Magnoliopsida, Poales, Poaceae.
GUCCAACCUCAAGAAGACUGAAGAGCACGACGUACGUACGAACGUGCGUAUCCACUGUCUAGCCUAUAUAUCCAUCGCCACCCUCGCAGCUCCCUUUCAGUUUGCUAGCUAGAGCUACCUGCACGCGAGCGCGCGGCAAUGGGGCGAUCGCCGUGCUGCGACAAGGCGACGGUGAAGCGCGGGCCGUGGUCGGCGGAGGAGGACGCGCGGCUCCAGUCCUACAUCGAGCAGCACGGUGGCGCCGGCGGAAGCUGGAUGAAGCUGCCGCGGAAGGCCGGCCUGCGGCGGUGUGGCAAGAGCUGCCGCCUGCGGUGGCUCAACUACCUCCGCCCGGGCCUCAGUCACGGCGGCUUCUCCCCGGAGGAGGACCACGUCAUCUGCGCGCUCUACGCCGCCGUCGGCAGCAGGUGGUCCCUCAUCGCCGCGCACCUGCCGGGGAGGACCGACAACGGCGUCAAGAACUACUGGAACACGCGCCUCAAGAAGAAGCUCUUCGGCGGCAAGCAACCGCACGGCCGUCAAUACCACGGUCAAGCUGCAAAUGGUGUAAAUGUUGAUGCGGCGCCGCUAGUGCCACCUCUGCCGCCUUGGACCGGCGGCCAGCCAGACAGUGCUGCCGGGUACGUCGGUGGCGAUGAUAUGCACUGCGGAGGCGGCAAAGGCGUGGUGAUCGCCAGCACGAAAGCCGUCGUGAACCAUGGUGCUUUCUCUACCGGCGAGUCUGCUGCCACGAGCUACUCGUACGAAACGGCGCCGGCGACAGAGCUUGACGAGAUCUUCCGGUCCAUCGGCACGAGCGGUGGCGAGCACUCUCAUCUGUCCCAGAGCACCGCGGACACGGAGGCCCUGGGUUGGCAUCAUUGUCAACUAGGCGAAAUUGAGCAAUGGCUGCAUUUUGGGCUCCCAUACUGGUGAUGUGAAUAAAUAACCGUGCGUGCAUGGAUCAUCCAUUCAAAAAGAAAGAUAAAGAAAAU